This is a messenger RNA of Empidonax traillii (willow flycatcher), 2924 nucleotides long. It is a transcript of the gene MRE11, whose product is annotated as MRE11 homolog, double strand break repair nuclease. Bases 135 to 2243 code for a protein of 702 amino acids. Gene Ontology annotation, cellular component: Mre11 complex; nucleus. The record is from RefSeq and is a predicted model, not a curated record. Gene Ontology annotation, molecular function: DNA endonuclease activity; 3'-5'-DNA exonuclease activity; manganese ion binding. NCBI's taxonomy places the organism in Eukaryota, Metazoa, Chordata, Aves, Passeriformes, Tyrannidae. The transcript is spliced from 19 exons. Gene Ontology annotation, biological process: telomere maintenance; mitotic intra-S DNA damage checkpoint signaling; double-strand break repair via nonhomologous end joining.
ACCGAUCCGGCAGGGUCAGGGAUCGUUCGCUGUGCCCCCGCGCUACCCCAGGGUCUGGCCCGGGCUCUCAGGCUGCACAUACCGCGUAUGAAGAGAGAAGCUGACUCCCUGACCUGAGGAGCCUUGGCACGAAGAUGAGCGCCGUCAACUCACUGGAUGAUGAAGACACCUUUAAAAUACUUGUUGCUACUGAUAUUCACCUUGGUUAUUUGGAGAAAGAUCCAGUUCGUGGAAACGAUACGUUUGUAACUUUUAAUGAAAUUCUGGACCAUGCCCAAAAAAAUGAAGUGGACUUUGUUUUAUUAGGUGGGGACCUUUUUCAUGACAACAAACCUUCCAGAAAAACAGUGCACUCUUGUUUGGAGUCGCUAAGAAAAUACUGCAUGGGUGAACGUCCUGUUCAGUUUGAAAUUUUGAGUGAUCAGGCAGUUAAUUUUCAUUACAGCAAAUUUCCAUGGGUGAAUUAUCAGGAUGAAAAUCUCAACAUUUCUAUUCCAGUUUUUAGUAUUCAUGGCAAUCAUGAUGAUCCCACAGGGGCAGAUGCACUGUGUGCAUUGGAUAUUUUAAGCUGUGCAGGAUUGCUGAAUCACUUUGGACGUUCAACUUCUGUGGAGAAAAUAGAUAUUAGUCCCAUUUUACUGCGUAAGGGUAGAACAAAAAUUGCUCUGUAUGGCUUGGGAGCUAUUCCAGAUGAGAGAUUGUAUCGUAUGUUUGUCAAUAAACAAGUAACCAUGCUGAGACCAAAAGAAGAUGAAGAUAGUUGGUUUAACUUGUUUGUGAUUCAUCAAAAUAGGAACAAACAUGGAGCUACCAACUACAUUCCAGAGCAGUUUUUAGAUGACUUUAUUAAUCUUGUGGUGUGGGGUCAUGAACAUGAGUGCAAAAUAGCUCCAUUCCAAAAUGAACAACAACGUUUUUAUGUUUCUCAGCCAGGAAGUUCAGUGGUGACAUCUCUGUCUCCCGGAGAAGCUGUGAAGAAACACAUUGGUUUGCUGCAUGUUAAAGGGAAAAGUAUGAAAAUGCAGAAGAUUGCUCUAGAGACAGUGCGAACUUUCCACAUAGAGGAUAUUGUUCUAGCUGAUCAUCCAGAUCUUUUUAAUCCUGACAAUCCUAAUGUUACUCAGGCAAUACAAGCAUUCUGCAUGGAAAAGGUUGAAUUGAUGCUGGACAACGCAGAAAGAGAACGCUUGGGAAAUCCACGCCAGCCAGAGAAACCUCUCAUAAGAUUACGAGUUGAUUAUGCAGGUGGCUUUGAACCAUUCAGUGUCCAUCGCUUUAGCCAGAAGUACAUACAUAGGGUGGCUAACCCAAAAGACAUCAUACACUUUUUCAGGCGUCGUGAACAAAAAGAGAAAAACGACAUUGAUCUGAACUUUGGAAAAUGGGUUAGCAGACCUGCUGAGGGGACAACACUGAGGGUGGAAGACCUAGUAAAGCAGUAUUUCCAGACAGCGGAGAAGAAAGUACAGCUUUCACUUCUGACCGAAAGAGGAAUGGGAGAAGCAGUGCAGGAAUUUGUGGACAAAGAGGAAAAAGACGCCAUAGAAGAACUGGUGAAAUUUCAACUAGAAAAAACACAGAAGUUUCUUAGGGAGCGUCGCACUGAUGCAGAGGAAGAGAAAAUAGAUGAGGAGGUGCGAAAAUUUAGGGAGACUAGAAAAAAGAAUACUGAAGAAGAGGAUAAGGAAGUCCGUGAGGCAAUGACCAGGGCUAGAGCCCACAGAUCUGAAGAUGCAGGUCUUGUUGCGGCCUCCAGUGAUGAAGAUUCCAUGGACAUGGAGAUGGUAGGCAUUGCUGAUCCAAGUGAAGGCCUUUCUGCAACACUAAGCCGAGGAAGGGGUCGGGCAAGAGGUAGGGCAAGAGGUGCAAAAGGACAAAACUCAACAGCAAGAGGUUUAUCUCGAAGGGGAAGAGGAAGCACUAGCCAAGAGUCAGCUUCUAGCAGCAGAACCUACAAGCCUGUAUCUGUGCCUGCCAAGCAUACCAUCAUUGAUGCCUUUAAGCCUCUGAAACCAAACUCCUCCUUGAAUGCAUCUCAGGUUUACUCUGAGGAUAUUAUAGAUGUUGACUCUGAUCCAGAAGACACUUCUUUUGUUCCUUCUUCCAAAGUAAAUCAAAGGUUGUCAACUACAUCUUCACUUAGUAAAAGAGGUUCACAAAGCCAAACAUCUAGAGGAGUUGAUUUUGAGUCAGAUGAGGAUGAUGCGUUCAUGAGCCCUGUAAUAUCAAGAAGAACUAAGUGACUUCUGGUUUACUAUGCAAGAGAGACUGUGGAAGCUGGUGAAGAAAAUGGAAAGCAGUUUGCAAAGCAUUCUUUAUAUGAUAUUGCUCUGUAAAUGAUGGCUUGCCUUCAAUUUUCACUUCUGUGAAAUGGUUUGGGAUUUUUUUUUUCCAGCGGCACCAGAUUUGGUAUAAUUUAUGUGUUAACGUUGCUUAAUGCAUUAGACUAGAGGGUCUAAUAUUCUGAAGUGCUGCCUGAAACUGCAAGUUCUUUCUAAAACAUGAAACCCUGUUUUCUUUCUGGGAUGAUAAUAAAAUUAACGGUUAUAUCUUUUGUAGAAAACUCCAUCUCUUUGGUUUGAAUUUUGCAGAUAAGUAAAUUUACAGUUGUUUUAAAGUAUGAAUAUGGACACAGACUGAGUCAGCAUGGUGGAACUUCUACUUAUUUGCAAUUUGCUACGGAUACAGUUGAAAACUCUGAGAAGUACUAGUUGGACACAAAAAUACAGUUUUCAGUAUUGAAACUGGAAAACAUCCUAAUGCUUUCAACUUUACUAGGAGAACUAAACCCAGUAUUGCACUGUUGUUAGUCAUAGUAUGUGGGAAUGAAUUCUUCCCUGUAGUUCAAGAAGUACCAAAGAGGACUAUAUUCUAAUGUUACACACACAUCCUAGCAAAGAUUUUAGUAAAGUAUAGAUGAUUAA